AAAUUCCUCAUAAACUAAACCUCAAGAGGGAAGAGGGGGAAAAUGAGCAAGUCGGAGCAAGACAAAAAGAUAGUUUACACUGAAGAGCAAGAAGCCCUUGUGCAAAACUCGUGGAACAUAAUGAAGAAGAAUGCUACAGAAUGGGCAAUGAAGUUCUUCGCUAGGUCGUACCAGAGAGCUCCUUCAGCCGCGAAUAUGUUCUCAUUCUUGCGUGAUGCUUCGAACGUUCCCCCUGAGAGCAACCCCAAGCUCAAAAUACAUGCCCUGUCUGUAUUUGUUAUGAUUUGUGAAUCGGCAGCGCAAUUGAGGGAGGAAGGCGUGGUGACGGUGAGAGACACAACUCUGAAGAAGCUAGGGGGUUCGCACUACAAACAUGGUGUCACUGAUGAACAUUUUGAGGGGGUGAAGCUUGCACUACUGGACACAAUAAAGGAGGCUGUUCCUGAGAUGUGGGGCCCAGAUAUGAACGACGCUUGGGCUUCGGCCUAUGAUCAGCUUGCUGCCGCUAUCAAACAAGAGAUGAAACCCUCACCCUAGAUUCUUAGGAUUUCAUCAGCAUUUGUAGUUGUGCGAAACAAGAAAAUUGCCACGUUCUUUGUUGUGAGUGUAGCUGCUCUUUAAGGUAACGUCCGUGAUGUAUUAAUAAUAGAGAAGGGCUGCCCUCUUGCCAAUAGUUAUAGGAUAUUCUUGUCCUCCUCGCUAUCAAAAAAAUUUAACGAUGUUUAUCUUUUUUGGUAAUUUUACAAAGCAAUUUUUUGAAACAGACCCAUUUCAAAAAAACAUUUAAACCGA
Messenger RNA from Asparagus officinalis (garden asparagus), 792 nucleotides. RefSeq names its product hemoglobin-2-like. Lineage: Eukaryota; Viridiplantae; Streptophyta; Magnoliopsida; Asparagales; Asparagaceae. The transcript has 4 exons. Gene Ontology annotation, molecular function: oxygen binding; heme binding. The coding region runs from base 43 to 537 and encodes 164 amino acids. The record is from RefSeq and is a predicted model, not a curated record.